This is a messenger RNA of Notolabrus celidotus (New Zealand spotty), 1163 nucleotides long. It is a transcript of the gene c7h6orf120, whose product is annotated as chromosome 7 C6orf120 homolog. NCBI's taxonomy places the organism in Eukaryota, Metazoa, Chordata, Actinopteri, Labriformes, Labridae. Bases 177 to 734 code for a protein of 185 amino acids. The record is from RefSeq and is a predicted model, not a curated record. The transcript has 2 exons.
AGUUCCUCCUUCUCCCCGGUGGGGGCAGCAGUGAGCUGCUCUCUGCUGUGAGAGAGCGCGCGGAGAGGAGGAGAAGAAGAGAACUUAGUUUCAGCAGGUUGGAUUUAAAGAUGCUGAAGAAGAAGCAGACAGUCUGGUGUGGUCCAGGCGGUGACUGACCGUCCGAUGCCUUCAUCAUGAUGCUGAGCUGCAGCGCUCUGCUGGUCGCCCUCCUGCUGACUCAGGUCCGAGGCUUCCUGAACUCCUCGGAGGACGACGGCGUCCCCGAGGAGUGGGUCCUUCUCCACGUGGUCCAGGGCCACAUCGGCGCCGGGAACUACAGCUACCUGCGCCUCAACCACGAUGGCCGGAUCAUCCUGCACAUGCAGAGCCUCAAAGGAGACGCCGACCUCUACGUGUCGGACAAAACCCUGCGGCCGAGCUUCGACACCUACAAGCUGCAGUCGGUCACCUGCGGGCAGGACGUGGUCGUGGUGCCGGGGGACUUUAACAGACCCGUGGGCAUCGGGAUCUACGGGCACCCGUCGCACAAGGAGAGCGAGUUUGAAAUGCGAGUGUUUUACGAUCAGACGGUUCUGCAGGACCCGUUCCACAAGGGCUCGUACAAUUCAGAGGACGGACACAAGAGUAAGAAAUCCCCUCAGGCGGCCGAGGACGACUUUCAGGAGGAGGAGUCGAUAUUUUGGACGAUUCUCAUCGGACUCUUGAAGAUUAUACUCGAGAUUCUGUUUUGAGAAUGGUUCUCAGGAGGAGGAGGUUUAGCUUUUCUGUUGGUAGAUGAACGUCACAGCAAACGUUCAGACGUUCGGAGUUUUAGUUCCUCGUGAUCAGAGACGGUUUAAAGUCCAGGUUUCUGAUUGGACGUGAAGCCUGCUGUGACCAAUCAGAGGAAGCUGUUUGAAGUUCUGAUUAGUUUAAAGAAGCUGCUGAUGUUUCUAAACUCAUGAAUAUCAAUCUGUUAACAUUCAUUUGAGAUUUUCUGCUCGCUCUCUUUUUUUCCGCCGCCUGUUGGACGGCGCUCCUGAUCCUGCGUUUGAGUUCAGUCCAGAUUCAAGUUUGUGACCACUGAGCAGAAAUGUUCAAACAGUGCCUUCAGAUCGCUCCUCUGCUGUCGACUCAAUCAGGUUUCUAAAUAAAGCAGCUGUCCUGCAGACUGUCGGAGA